Molecule: messenger RNA, 359 nt
Organism: Fomitopsis serialis
Lineage: Eukaryota; Fungi; Basidiomycota; Agaricomycetes; Polyporales; Fomitopsidaceae
Exons: 1
Coding region: 20-325 (101 amino acids)
Source: RefSeq, a predicted model, not a curated record
GUGGCAUACAAAGCUACUUAUGGUGUGGCUUGGUGUCAAUAGUAAGUUGAACGUCCUCAAUCUUCCUCUCCUCAUCUCAUGGACCACGCCGUUUAUAACGGCCACGAACGCACGGUUGUCGGAACAUUCAAUGUCGCAUACGUUACACAGCCGCUAUGCGCUGAAGAGCGUACUACGGUACGAGCUUCAAGUUGACCGGAAUUCGGGCGCGCCACUGCAUUCCCCUCAACCUGGUUCCAACGGAAGCUUCGUGCCUGUCCCAGGUCUGGAAGCAGAUUGGACUAGCAGCUAUGUACCACGGGUGUGCCUUGGGAUGUGCCAAUAAAGCACUCGCAUUUGUGAAGAACGGUCUUCAUCGC